Molecule: messenger RNA, 270 nt
Organism: Thlaspi arvense
Lineage: Eukaryota; Viridiplantae; Streptophyta; Magnoliopsida; Brassicales; Brassicaceae
Source: the annotation of a GenBank genome assembly
AUGGAGAGAGGCUUGAACGAGAGAGUCUCAAAGAGUAAGGUUGGCGAGUACUUCAAGUUGGAGGAUAGGAAGAGUUGUUUCACCCAGGAGCUCCGAGCGGCUACUGCAACUUUCCUCACUAUGGCUUACAUCAUCACUGUCAACGCCAACAUCCUCGCCGACUCCGGCGCCACAUGUUCCAUCUCCGACUGCAGCCCGCCGGCGGUGAACCAGACCGCAGGUCCAGACUGCACGCUCAAGCCAAUGAGGGGUACGAAAAGUGCCUUCUAA